Paecilomyces variotii is the source of this 974-nucleotide messenger RNA. RefSeq lists its product as hypothetical. The record is from RefSeq and is a predicted model, not a curated record. NCBI's taxonomy places the organism in Eukaryota, Fungi, Ascomycota, Eurotiomycetes, Eurotiales, Thermoascaceae. The transcript is spliced from 2 exons. Bases 270 to 803 code for a protein of 177 amino acids.
CGCGAGUCUCUCUGCGCUGGGUUCCCGAGCCUGCGUUCGAGAAUACUGAUACCAUUGUACUGUCAGUGGGGAAAUGGUAUGUCGAUCUGCGGAUGGAUAAACGUACGGGGAAAAUCGAUUGGGCGAUUGCGGGAGAGAGGAUAGUGGAGAGUGAUGAACCGGCCAAAGUCCUAUUCACACACGAACUCGACUAACACGGCGAAUUCUCGUCUUCUGACCUGGGGACGUUCUCCAAGUUACCUAACGGUGACGAUCUGGAGACGGGCAGCAUGCCUCGUCCAGACGUACCAGGUGCGCCUGUCACUGAGUAUGAGGAAGUAUGGCGCGAACUGCAGUCCCGCGAAACCCCUGAAGACGGGUCUGAUACCGACAAACCUCAAGCUUGGAUCCUGGAGUCUGUUGAUGAAGAGGACGAUGGUGAUGAAGUUGAAGAGAAGCGUCUCGUCAAGGAUUUCCUUGGACGGAUUGCAAAUACGUAUGUUGCUUUGCGGCAGGAACAGAUACAUAGGUGGGGAAUAGGCCAGGAUGGGAAGAGAAAAGUGACGAAGAGCGGAGGUCCGGUGAUGGCGAGGAGAGAGGAAUGGACUAAAGGUGAAGAUGGCGGUUCUGGGAAGUGGAGGGUAAUGUAUGUGGUUGGAGAUGAGGGAGAUCAGCUGCCAGCGCUGAGUAUGCAGGCGGAUGGCAAGUUUCAAGGAGAAGGCGGUGAUGAUUGGAAAAAGGAAGGUUGUAUUGUGGACGUGAACGGGCAGAAAUAUAAAGUACGGGCUUUUGAGUAUGGUCGGAGGGUUUCAGAGACUUCUUGACGUACUACUGAGGUCCUUGCUACGGUAUAGGAUGGUAUUAGCAUAAAUAUAUAUUGCUGCAUAUGGAGACAUAUAUGUAUAUAUAAGCGAGAGAAAAGGGCAAAAGCACCCAGAGACGUGACAGAAACCAAGACAUUCAACUCUUCCAUAGGUCAUAAACUCCUUAUGUCG